Molecule: messenger RNA, 525 nt
Organism: Ostrinia furnacalis (Asian corn borer)
Lineage: Eukaryota; Metazoa; Arthropoda; Insecta; Lepidoptera; Crambidae
Product: histone-lysine N-methyltransferase 2D-like
Exons: 2
Coding region: 1-525 (174 amino acids)
Source: RefSeq, a predicted model, not a curated record
AUGAAAAUUAAGUCGGAGUCGCCUGAUGAAAAUCCGCCCUGGUUGGAACGUCGUCUGUCCAUUGAACCUCCUGAUGAGAGUCCCAAAGACACGCUGGUAGAACCAUCGCCAGAGAUAACCUUUCCUUCGGCUUCUCCCGAAAGCCGUCUGUUCACCGAGCCAGAACGGCUAAAUGAGAGUCCCAAAGACACGCAGGCACAACCAUCGCCAGAGAUAACCUUUCCUUCGCCCUGGCUUGAAAGCCGUCUGUUCACCAAGCCAGAACCUCCUGAUGAGAGUCCUAUAGACACGCAGGCACAGCCAUCGUCAGAGACAACGUUUCCUACGGCCUCACUCGAAUGUCGUCUGUUCACCGAGCCAGAAGGUCCUGAUGAGAAUCCCAUAGACACGCUGGAAGAACAAUCGCCAGAGAUAACAUUUCCUUCGGCUUCGCUCGAAUGCCGUCUGUUCACCGAGCCAGAACCUCCUGAUGAGAGUCCUAUAGACACGCAGGCACAACCAUCGCACAACCGUCGCCAGAGAUAA